Scomber scombrus (Atlantic mackerel) is the source of this 613-nucleotide messenger RNA. It is a transcript of the gene ube2v2, whose product is annotated as ubiquitin-conjugating enzyme E2 variant 2. Gene Ontology annotation, biological process: DNA damage tolerance; protein K63-linked ubiquitination. The transcript has 4 exons. The record is from RefSeq and is a predicted model, not a curated record. Gene Ontology annotation, cellular component: nucleus. NCBI's taxonomy places the organism in Eukaryota, Metazoa, Chordata, Actinopteri, Scombriformes, Scombridae. Bases 19 to 456 code for a protein of 145 amino acids.
UGGACUCGGCUGAAGAACAUGGCGGCCUCCUCAGGAGUUAAAGUCCCACGCAAUUUUCGCUUGUUGGAGGAGCUUGAAGAAGGCCAAAAGGGCGAAGGUGACGGCACAGUCAGCUGGGGCCUCGAGGAUGACGAAGACAUGACUCUCACACGGUGGACAGGCAUGAUCAUUGGACCAGCAAGAACCAAUUAUGAGAACAGGAUAUACAGUCUGAAAGUGGAGUGCGGACCUAGAUACCCAGAGACAGCCCCGGUUGUUAGAUUUGUAACAAAAAUUAGCAUGAAUGGGAUAAAUAAUUCCAACGGGACGGUGGAUUCACGUAGCAUACCAAUAUUAGCAAAAUGGCAGAAUUCAUAUAGCAUUAAAAUUGUUCUUCAAGAGUUAAGGCGUCUAAUGAUGUCCAAAGAAAAUAUGAAGCUUCCACAACCACCAGAAGGACAAACCUACAGCACUUAAUCGUAAUGGAUUGUUUUGACCCUCUGUCUUAAACCUUACUCUCUUAGAAAUAUUGUGUAAAAUCAUCAAGAGGCUCACUUCGCACAUCAACAAUAUCGUCAGCAAGAGCAAGAUUGGACUUUUAUUACAUAGCUCAUUCAAAAAAAAAAGAAGAAAA